AUUUUUAGCUAACUUCUUCUUCCACCAACCCCCAUUCGCGUCGUUCAUCGACAUCUGAGAGCAGCCUUGGCUAGCUCGUUCGAACAUUUCUGAACCAUAAUGCUUCGCGGAUUGGCUUUGGACUUGCUCAGCGUUUCUUCGCGGAGGCCAUCCUACCUCAAGGCCUGUCCAAAGCGAGACACUUUUGCCGCAACCUGGAGUACCCGUGGGUUUCACCGGUCGAUACCGACCAGACACGGAGGGAUUGAUAGACCAAAACCCGGAACGGGUAUCGUUAUUGACUUCAAAGAUUCCAAAGGAACGUUAAUAAAAACCGUCGAAGCUAAUGAAGGGGACGACAUUCUCUCUAUCGCGCAUGAGUACGACAUUGACUUGGAAGGCGCGUGUGAGGGCUCAAUAGCGUGCUCAACGUGUCAUGUCAUAUUAGAGCAGGAGGUAUUCGACCAGCUGGAGGAGCCGGGGGAUGACGAAAAUGAUAUGCUGGAUAUGGCGUUUGGCUUGACGGAGACGAGCCGGCUGGGGUGCCAGGUGAAGGUGACCAAGGACAUACACGAUGGAAGAUGGGAGGUUAGGCUUCCGGCUGCCACGAGAAAUAUGUUCGUUGAUGGGAAAAGGGCAUCACAUUGAUAGCAUUGUUACUCUACGAGUCUGAUGUACCAGUAAUUGAUGAUAGGGCUAUUAUACGAAGCUCUCAGACGCCAUCACCUCAUAUUGCUAGCGUCACAUCCCUUUCUUCUGGAGCAGAGGUUUACCAGGAUCAC
Molecule: messenger RNA, 761 nt
Organism: Guyanagaster necrorhizus
Lineage: Eukaryota; Fungi; Basidiomycota; Agaricomycetes; Agaricales; Physalacriaceae
Product: ferredoxin
Exons: 4
Coding region: 100-627 (175 amino acids)
Biological process (GO): P450-containing electron transport chain
Cellular component (GO): mitochondrion
Molecular function (GO): 2 iron, 2 sulfur cluster binding; electron transfer activity
Source: RefSeq, a predicted model, not a curated record